This is a messenger RNA of Phaeodactylum tricornutum CCAP 1055/1, 1353 nucleotides long. RefSeq lists its product with no specific name. The transcript has a single exon. Gene Ontology annotation, cellular component: membrane. The record is from RefSeq and is a predicted model, not a curated record. The coding region runs from base 1 to 1353 and encodes 450 amino acids. Lineage: Eukaryota; Bacillariophyta; Bacillariophyceae; Surirellales; Neidiaceae.
AUGGACAAAGUUUUCUAUUUCAAAUUUAAUCACGUAUUUGCGGGAUUUCUAAAAGCCUCUUGUUUUUCGGUUUUCGAGACCAUUUCCCGUACCAAUCUCUUCGUUAGUGGACGAUGGCCGAUCUACCCCAUCUUGAACUGGAAGACACAAAGUACGCUAGCUACGCUGGUUUCAUGCGCUGCACUUUUUAUUUUGACGCUGGCUUGCUUCAUCGUUUGCUGGCUCGCCAGUUUGGCAUCCUGGAACCGUACUGAUUCUGCAUACGAGUCGAGCAUUCGUCGCAUGAUUGUUUUUGAUGGAUCAUCUCGAUAUAUGACCACUAAGCUUACUUUUUGUUGCGACGAGAUUCAUCGAGAGUCUCAGCCGCAUGUGGACGGGCUUUUACGAUCGUCCAGUUCUGUGACGGUUACUGACAUUGAACCUAUUCACAAUACAAGUCUUCGAGCUUUGACGCUGUGGCAGCGUUGGCGAUGGGAAUGGGCAGAACCGUUUUAUUCAUUGAUGGAACCCAGCGGUGAAUAUUUGGAUAGCUCUGCCUGCUUUGCGCCAGAGCGACCCUUUCGAGCCACAUUUUGGGUUCGCUUGAUGUGGUUUACGGCGAGCCUCCACGUUCUCGCGGUCGACUUAUGGUCAUAUCCACCGCACAAUCUUCAUAUUUAUAUGGGGUAUUUGACGCAUUGGGGCCAUGCCUUAACAAAUGUGUAUUGGAUUUUUGCUAUUCUUUGCUUGACAAAAACAAAUUCCCAGGAACGCAUCUUAGAGUGCCCCGGACCCUUGAUUUGCUGGAUGUUGGGUCUCUAUUCUACGAUAGCACCCCUUGGGUUGGCCAUAACAUUUCUGUAUUGGAUUGGUGUAACAGGAAACGCAGCGGUUGGCAACCACAACGGUCCCAUUGGAUAUGUAGCUAUCAUGGAACACGGGGGAUUGGCCCUACUGGUUUUGAUCGAUGGCUUAUGGGUCAGUCAUAUUCCUGUCCGCGCUAAGCAUCUCGUUCUUUUGCUGGCAAUUUGUGCAUCCUACUUGGUUUGGAGUGUUUUGGACGCAGUAUAUGACCUUGGUAGUGGGGACUGGGGGCCAGCAUACGAUGACGACGCCUUUUAUCCUGUAUUGAACUGGAAGCACCAGACAACAUUGGCCGCCAUCGCAUCGUCCGUUGCCAUGGUAGUUGUCGCCCCGACAUUCUUUUACGGCUGCUGGAUGCUUGGAUUGGUGUCGACUAAAAACAGGUCGCACUCUGUAGCAGGAUUCUGUGGAUUUGCUUACGAUGGAUCCAGUCGAGUCAAACACGGCGCUGGAACCAAGGACGAUAAUGGGUUCGAGUACCGGUGUCACAAUGAUGCAGAACAUGUGUGA